AUGCGUCUCAGACGUCGCAGGAAAAUGAUCUCUCUCGAGACUCAGUAUUUUAAUCUGAAUAGGAUUCUUCUGCUCGCUAUUGGCGUAUGGCCCUAUAAACAAACGAACUUCACUCGACUUCAAUUCAAGUUUUUGUCUACUAUUUUAACUACAAGUCUUAUAUUUCAGUGUACUCCAUUUAUUUCAUAUAAAUGUACUUUGGAUUUCGUCGUCAAAAUUUUAUCUUCCGCAUCUAUGUUUGCUAUCGUUGUGGUAAAAUAUAAUAUGUUCUAUGCCAAUAUCGAAACUGUAAAAGGUUUACUGGAGCAGCUACAGCAUAUAUAUAAUGAGUUAAAAGACAAAAAUGAAUUUGCUAUCAUAAUCGCAUAUGGAUGCAAUGCCAAAUGUUGCACCGCUGUACUUACUAUAUGUGGUAUUUGCAGCCUAUGUGCUCUUAUAGUUUUUGAGUUAUGGUCGAGAAUCUUCGAUGUUAUAUUACCAAUGAACGUAUCUCGAUCGUAUAGCUUACCGGUUACAAUGGAAUACUUUGUCGAUCAAGAAACAUAUUUCUAUUGGAUUCUGUUACAUAUUAAUAUAUCGUUCUGCGUCGGAGCAACUGCAAUGGUGGGAAUAGGAACAACGCUUAUUGCGUAUUUUCAACAUAUGUGUGGUAUGGUUAGAAUAUCUAGUUAUCGUAUUAAACGUGCCAUGCAACUUAAUACGUUAAAAAAUAAUAAAUUUAAAAAUGAGAUUUUAAUAUUGAAAGGAUUAAUUAGUGCCGUAGAUAUUCAUCGGCAAGCUAUGAAAUUAUCCAAACUUUUAGUAUCCAAAAUUGAGAAAAUGUUGUUCAGUUUAAUACUAGUCGGAGUGGUCUCUUUGAGUCUUAAUCUUUUUCGAAUUUUUCAAAUCGCAUCAUACGGAGGUGAUAUCAAGGAAAUCUUACUUCCCUUUAUAUUUGUAACUAUUUGUAUCCUAUAUAUGUUCGUAGCCAAUUAUAUUGCGCAGGAUUUAACAGAUCAUAAUAAUGAUCUCUUUGCUAUCGUGUACGACGUUCAAUGGUAUGAAGUUCCAUUACACAUACAGAAACUGAUACUAUUUCUGCUACAAAAAGGAACAAAAAAAUUUACUGUAAGUAUCGGUGGAUUAUUUGUCGGAUCGUUGGAGUGUUUCGCCACGUUGGUGAAAACUUCGGUUUCUUAUUUUACUGUAAUAUAUUCAACGCAAUAA
Molecule: messenger RNA, 1206 nt
Organism: Formica exsecta
Lineage: Eukaryota; Metazoa; Arthropoda; Insecta; Hymenoptera; Formicidae
Exons: 9
Coding region: 1-1206 (401 amino acids)
Biological process (GO): detection of chemical stimulus involved in sensory perception of smell; sensory perception of smell
Cellular component (GO): plasma membrane
Molecular function (GO): odorant binding; olfactory receptor activity
Source: RefSeq, a predicted model, not a curated record